AUCAGUGUGACAAGCAGAGAUGCGGGAAAUUGGCUUAAUUUUCAUUAUAUUUUCCUUAGUUACGGCUCACGUAAUUAGGGAUUGGUCUAAUAUUAAACCUGCUCCCGCAGUACCCAAUUCGCUUGCAUCCUCUGAAGAAAUAAAGAUCGUAGGAGGUAAUGAAGCUGCACGAAACUCUUUACCAUACCAAGUCGCUUUGCUACUUAAUGACAAAGAAGGAGGGUAUUUCUGUGGUGGAUCUCUCAUCAGCAGUAGAUACGUGUUAACAGCUGCACAUUGUUUGGCGGAUGGACUUAUAUCAGCACAAGUGAUACUUGGAGCGCAUAACCUUCGUCGAUCUGAAUCUACCCAACAACUCAUUUCGAGCACAACGUUCAAACACCAUGAAAAUUUUAAUAAUCAAACAGGACAGAAUGAUUUAGGCGUUAUCUAUCUUCCAACACCAGCCAACCUCAAUCAGUACGUUCAACUGAUAGCACUUCCUAGUAGAGCUGACGUUUCGAAUAGUUUCGCAGGAUCGGAGGCAGUAGCAAGUGGUUGGGGAUUGUUUUCUAGUUCUUCUGACGAUCUGAGUGACGUAUUGCGAUAUGUCGACGUUCCGGUUAUAGCAAACGACGUGUGUCAAGAAAACUUCGGUUCGUUCAUUACCAACUCGAUAAUUUGUUCUGGAGGAGUGGAUAAAGGCAUUUGCUCUGGAGACUCAGGCGGACCUCUUGUCGUCAGUAAUCAAUUGGUUGGUGUAGCUUCAUUUGUAGGUGAAUGGGGUUGCUAUGCUGGGUAUCCAAGCGCUUUCACAAGGGUGUCAUCAUUUUUAGACUGGAUCUCAGCAAACACAGAUGCUGUUAUUUCUUAAAUAACUGACAAAUAUUACAUUUAUUGUUACUAAAUAGAUCUUUAUCUAUCUAUAUUCUAC
Agrilus planipennis (emerald ash borer) is the source of this 913-nucleotide messenger RNA. RefSeq names its product brachyurin-like. The record is from RefSeq and is a predicted model, not a curated record. NCBI's taxonomy places the organism in Eukaryota, Metazoa, Arthropoda, Insecta, Coleoptera, Buprestidae. Bases 20 to 853 code for a protein of 277 amino acids. Gene Ontology annotation, biological process: proteolysis. The transcript has 6 exons. Gene Ontology annotation, molecular function: serine-type endopeptidase activity.